CUUUUGGUGGUAUACUUUUGUUUAGAUAACGUUCUAAGUGAAAACCCUUUACUGACAAAGAGAUUUAAUAAAGAAUAAGGAUUAAAUGUUAACGAAAUUAAAAAUAUAAAGCAUAGUCAUCAUUUUAUUCUCUCAUUCCAUUUAUGAAAUAUUGUAGUCUAUUUCAUAGUGAACGUGAUAUGUAUAAUUUUUAGAAGUUACUUAUGUUCACGUCUAUCAAAUAUAUAAUUUUUACACUUUUUAUCAUUAUUAACUACAAUCUAACACAUGGUCGAAAAGGAUAUUUCGAUCAGUUUAAACGAUUUGAUACUGGUUUGCUAUCAGAAGGCUUACCAAUGUGGUUAGAAAAACGUGAAGAAUUUGGCGUUCCCUACCAUUAUGAUAGUAUUUCAAUGGCAUUGAAAGAUCGUAGUAACUUCGAACUUGAUGAACUGAAUCGAAUUAUCAGUCAAAGCAACACUAACUAUCCGUAUUUGGAAUUUUUUGAUAUUAAAUUAAAUCCAAGUGUUUAUUCUGAUGAUAUAAUAAAUCGUGAGAUGAGAGCUAAACCUGCUUUCAAAGCGGUAGGUGCUCUACAAUCUAACGGAUUACGGUCUUACAUGAAUUGGCAACCUGCAGUUAUUGGUUCAGUAUGUGCAGCAUUGGGUGUAUUGAUAAUCGCAGCAAUAGGCACAGCUUAUCAGAGACGAAAACUAUGGAAACAAUCCCAAUUAAGUCAAGAUGAAGAAUUUAUACUGGAGAAUUCAAAUUCACCAAAUAAACUAUUAUCACUUAGUUCGGAGAAUGAUCGUAAACUUGCACAAUCAGCACAAAUGUAUCACUACCAACAUCAAAAGCAGCAAAUGUUAGCACUAGAAAAAGUGAAUGAUCAUACGAGAAUUAGUGAUGAAGAUGACAGCGAAGAUGAUGUAGAUGAAGGUGAUUUUACAGUUUAUGAAUGUCCAGGACUUUCUAAUAAUGGUGAGAUCGAGGUUGAAAAUCCAUUAUUCGAUGAUAAUAAUAAUAAUAAUGAUGAUAAUAAUACUGGAGUGAAAGAGUUGAAUACAAGUGGUAGUUCAGGUGAAUUGAUUGGUUGCAGUGACUUGGAUGAGAAUAAUGUUGAUACAGUCAAUAACGGAUUUGCCAAUGAAUUUAGUAAUCGAACAAAAAAUACCACCGCCAGUGGAGAAGUAACAUCAAGCUCUACAACAACCACCACUACUACUACUACUACUACUACCACUACAGCGCCUGUACUAACGCCAAUAUAUCCAGAAAAUUUAUAGGCGGUUAACAAAUAAUUUGUCUUGGAAUGAGAAUCAAAUCAAGUUAAAUAUAUAAUGCUAAUCAUUAUUAUUUUCAUCGUGUUUUUGUU
Molecule: messenger RNA, 1354 nt
Organism: Schistosoma turkestanicum
Lineage: Eukaryota; Metazoa; Platyhelminthes; Trematoda; Strigeidida; Schistosomatidae
Source: the annotation of a GenBank genome assembly